GAGCAAGGCAAAACAGGCUGCGUGGGGGGCUCUGGCUCUCACGCUCCCCCGCUCUGCACCCUCCUGUGGGCCGGGGGAGAGAGAGACCCCGGGGCCGGGCCGAGGUGGGAUAAAACCCAUGGAAAGCCCCUGGGUACUUGCGAGGUUGGUAUUCUCUGGACUGUUUCUCUGCUGGUGCAGGGGCAAUUUGAGAUUAUGAACAUGGACAUGAGGUGGGGGACAACCCUGACGAUCAAGGGCAAGAUCGCCAAUGAUGCUGACGGGUUUUCGAUUAAUCUGGGCCAAGGGACAGACACGCUGGAUCUGCAUUUCAACCCACGUUUUGAUGUAUCCACCACAGUCUGCAAUUCAAAGGAUGACAACAACUGGGGGCAGGAGCAACGGAAUCACAUGUGCUUCCGUCCAGGGUCAGAGGUCAAGCUCACUGUGACCUUUGAGAGUGACAAAUUCAAGAUCAAGCUGCCAGAUGGGCACCAGCUGACCUUUCCCAACAGGAUGUGCCACAGCCACCUGAGCUACCUGAGCGUGCAGGGCGGGUUCAGCCUCUCCUCCUUCAAGCUUGACUGAGCGGGCAGCACCUUGCAGCGGCGGGCCCCUGCACUCCCAGCCUCAAGCUCCUCCCCAGUCCCUUGGGAGCAGCAGCCCCUGGGUCCCCGGCUCCCCAUCUGCACUGCCUGCCCCUCUGACCCCGUGUCCCUCCCCCAGUGCUAAGAAUAAACGUAAGAAUCCACCUUUAUCCGGUCUUUCUGCAGCAGAAAUUGCGGUUAGCGUUUCCCAUGCACUUGAAUGCUCCCGGCUUCCUCAUGAUACAGAGGACGAAGCUCAGGCAGGUCAGAGGACUGCCAAGCUGGGAUUGCGACACACUUCCAAACACCUCUGAGCACCCACUCCCGCCUGCGGGUCCCCUGUUAUCAGCAGAAUAAGUGCCAAGCUGCCCCGCGGGAUUAGAGGCCGGCGCGGGCUCUGGGCACCUGGUGCGAUAAGAGCUCCCACCUGGGCCCUUAUCUCAGGGACAUUCAUUCCAGCCAGGUUACUCAUUACCCCUGUCUUGGCCCCUCUGAGCUGGGGCGUUGCGCUGGGGCCCUUGGCUUCCAAACCCAAAGCUGAGGGCACUUAAGCAGGUGUUGCUGCUGCUGUACCCUCAGAUCCCUGAACAUCUUGCAGGACACCUUUUACCAAAAAA
Messenger RNA from Phyllostomus hastatus (greater spear-nosed bat), 1183 nucleotides. It is a transcript of the gene LGALS2, whose product is annotated as galectin 2. Gene Ontology annotation, molecular function: carbohydrate binding. NCBI's taxonomy places the organism in Eukaryota, Metazoa, Chordata, Mammalia, Chiroptera, Phyllostomidae. The record is from RefSeq and is a predicted model, not a curated record. The transcript is spliced from 3 exons. The annotation marks the transcript as partial.